AAUGACCCCCUGAAAAAUUGGUAUAUAAAAUCAAACUGAUCCCUCCAUACCCAAAGAUCAUCCCAUCGCAAAGCCCUCCAAGCUAUGGCAGAAGAAGAGCAAGGCCAUCACCAUCACCACCUUUUCCACCACCACAAGGAAGGAGGAGAGAGCUCUGAGGUCGUCGACUACAAGGAAGAGAAGAAGCACCACAAGCACCUUGAACAUCUCGGUGAGCUCGGUGCCGUUGCAGCCGGUGCCUAUGCUCUGCAUGAGAAGCACGAGGCGAAAAAAGACAGCGAACACAGCCAUGAGCACAAGAUCAAGGAGGAAGUUGGAGCGGCGGUGGUGGCCGGGGCCACGGGAUUUGUGCUCCAUGAGCAUCAUGAAAAGAAGGAAGCAAAGAGAGAGGAGAAAGAGGGUCAUGGAAAGGAACAUCACCACCAUCUUUUUUGAAUAACUUUGCCUUUCAUAUAUAUAUAUAGAUAUAUAAUAUAUAUGAUGGGUUUAGUUGUAUUUGUUUCUUUUGGCUUUGUUUGUGAUGUUUAGUUUCUAAGAGUUUAAUCUAUUAAGUAGCUUGUAAAAUAAAUUUGAAAUGCUCUAGCAAAUAAUAAGAUUCAAAGAUCUUUCAUGUACUUGGAUUGAGAA
This is a messenger RNA of Cucumis sativus (cucumber), 627 nucleotides long. RefSeq names its product abscisic stress-ripening protein 1. The record is from RefSeq and is a predicted model, not a curated record. Bases 85 to 435 code for a protein of 116 amino acids. NCBI's taxonomy places the organism in Eukaryota, Viridiplantae, Streptophyta, Magnoliopsida, Cucurbitales, Cucurbitaceae. The transcript is spliced from 2 exons.